Liolophura sinensis is the source of this 999-nucleotide messenger RNA. RefSeq names its product galactose-3-O-sulfotransferase 2-like. Gene Ontology annotation, molecular function: galactosylceramide sulfotransferase activity. Bases 1 to 978 code for a protein of 325 amino acids. The transcript has 2 exons. Lineage: Eukaryota; Metazoa; Mollusca; Polyplacophora; Chitonida; Chitonidae. The record is from RefSeq and is a predicted model, not a curated record. Gene Ontology annotation, cellular component: membrane. Gene Ontology annotation, biological process: glycolipid biosynthetic process.
AUGUUAACGGACAAAGGCUUGAAACUAAGCCUCAAUAGCCUGCUGGUGGUGGUGAUAGGAGCCCUAAUGGUGUUAACCGUUUAUGUCCGCUUUCGCCUGCCCGUUGAGGACAUCGCGGAGUCAAGUAGAUGGCGAAAAACUGAUCAUUCCCCAUCUAAAGAUCACACCACACGUCCCCAUAUGGAGUUCUGCGGUGAAGAGAAACGUCAUGUGGUUUUCAUCAAAGUACACAAAGCCGGCAGCAGUACUAUUGCCAACAUCCUAUUCCGGUUUGGAAUUUCCCGCAACCUGACAUUUCUGAUGCCAGCCAGGGACGUGACGGUAUCCUUACACCUGUCCCAACCGUGGAGAAACAUUCUCCCCGUGCCACCGGGGGCCGAUCACUACGAUAUCCUGAGCAACCACGCAGUUUACGAGAAAUCCGAAAUAAAGCGCCUGUUUCCUUCAGAUAGUGUUAUAAUUGCUGUUCUCCGCAAACCUAUGGGUCAGCUGGAAUCUAGCAUGUAUUAUUACUACAGCAAGCAAUAUGAUGGCCACGAUGACAAGGUUGGUGCUUACCUCAAAAACCCAGAGUUGCUGAGAAGUGAUCGUUACAUCAAUAACUCAAUGGCGUACGAGUUGGGCGUCCCCAGGCAACAAUUCUUCAAUGAGAGUUUCGUGCGGGCUCACGCCGAAGUUAUCUCAAAAGAGAUCGAUUUUAUUAUGAUUUUGGAAAGACUGGACGAAAGUUUGGUGCUGUUGAAGCGGCGGCUAUGUUGGAAGCUACAGGACAUAAUCUAUAUCAUCCGGAAUGUCAACAAGAAGAAACCUCAUGUACAAACGUACAGAGGAAGAGUUGGAGAGGCUCAAGGCCAUGAUGCCGGCACACUUUGUCUUGUACAACUUUUUCUACAAAAAACUCCAGCAAGAAAUUUCAGCGGCACCAGGACUGCAAGAGGAAGUGGAACAUUUCAAGACGUUAUUACGACUUGUCAGUAAUUUUUGUCAAGACACCUCUGC